This is a messenger RNA of Prosopis cineraria, 2467 nucleotides long. RefSeq names its product protein NCA1-like. Gene Ontology annotation, molecular function: single-stranded DNA binding; protein binding; ubiquitin protein ligase activity. The transcript is spliced from 5 exons. Gene Ontology annotation, biological process: DNA damage tolerance; protein monoubiquitination. The record is from RefSeq and is a predicted model, not a curated record. Bases 178 to 1116 code for a protein of 312 amino acids. NCBI's taxonomy places the organism in Eukaryota, Viridiplantae, Streptophyta, Magnoliopsida, Fabales, Fabaceae.
CCUUCCGCGUUUCCAAGGAUUUUGCGUUUUGCCUGCAGGUCGAAAGCACAGACGAGAGAGAACGAACAGCCCCAACACUGUGACGACGUCAUUGAACGUGAGAGCAUCGGCGAUCCAUUUCAGGCGAAUCUUUCAUUUUGAGGGCUUUAAAGUUCUAACUCUGGUUUGCAAUCUAAGAUGACGCCAGUGUGCCCUUUUGUCAAAGCUGCUCGUCCUGAUGAUACCUCUUCAAAAAAAUCUGGGGAAAAUUCAGUUAAGCAUCAAGCUGCGUCUGAGAGUAAGGCCAAAAAAGAUUCUAACAACUCAGCCGGUGCUUCACCAAAAUGCCCUUUUGGAUAUGACUCCCCAGCAAAAAAAGAGUCUGACAGCUCAGCUAGUGCUUCUCCUAAGUGCCCUUUUGGAUAUGACUCCCAAACAUUUAAGAUUGGUCCUCUUAGCUGUAUGAUAUGCCAGGCACUCCUAUUUGAAACUAGCAAAUGUGUGCCCUGUUGUCAUGUUUUCUGCAAGGCAUGUAUAUCACGCUUUAAGGACUGUCCGUUAUGUGGGGCUGAUAUUGAGAAAAUUGAGCCUGAUGCUAAUCUUCAAGGUACAGUUGAUCGCUUCAUUGAAGGUCAUGCUAGGAUCAAAAGGUCUAUUAGUUCAGACAAAGGAGAAGAAACAGAAGAGAAUAAGCCAGUUAUAUACGAGGAUGUAUCUUUGGAAAGGGGUUCCUUCUUAGUGCAACAGGCCAUGAGGGCAUUCCGUGCUCAGAAUAUAGAAAGUGCCAAAUCAAGGCUCAGCCUCUGUGCAGAAGAUAUUCGUGGCCAAUUAGAAAAGAUUGGUAACACAUCAGAAUUAUGCUCACAGCUUGGAGCAGUAUUAGGCAUGCUUGGUGACUGCUGGAUAUUUUCACUUUCUUCCAUCGGACUAUCUUUCAAAAUUGAUACCUUAAGAAGGAUGAAAUUUUGUACAAGUAUAAAAUAUCAGGCAGAACUCCCAUUGAUUGAGGAAAAACAAAUAACGAUAGUUAGAGGUAUGAAUGCAUGUCUGAAAAAUGAUGAAAUGAUUCUAAUAAGAAUACUUCUUUUUUUAAUAAAAAACUCAGCCAAGGCCUGGAAGAAGUUACAAAAGAAAUGAACCAAAAAUAAACUAAAGCCUAGAUAGUGCUUUGCAAAUCUGGAAAGAGACUGAGUCAUCCUUGGUGAACCUCAUCGACCACUUUAAUUACAUGACCAGACUGAUGAGUAUUUUUGGCCAUAAAAUUGGCACAGGAGAUACAUUCAUGAAAAGCAUGGUGUAGUUCCACUUCUCAGUUAUUCUAACAGGAAUACUGGAUGGAAUUAGACAUAGACCAAAAGUAGUAGUAAGUAGUGCUUCUGUAGUACUUGGUUCAAGGCUGCGUUAUUUUGUUUUUCUCAAGUAUCUUUGCAACUAAAGGCCCAUGAAUAGCUUUAUUGAAGUGUGGACAUAGUACAAGCUCAAUAUGCCUUAUGUUGAAAUUUCAUUUGAUUAUGUAUGAUUAAAGCACCAACGAUUGAACUCUUAACUACUGGGUUACAAUGGCUUCAGUACUAUGCCAAGGAUUAUAUCAAGUGGAAUCUUAUAUUGUUAUGUGAAGGCCAUGAAUAGUUUCAGUUAUUUGCUAACAAUUAUCAUCUUCGCACCUACCUCUGCCUUCCAAAUGAGUUUGCCCCCUUCUUUUUGGGUUUCAUUAUUCGAAAAGACAACCACUAUUUUAACAAUUUAUUUGUGAUGGUAGCCCAAGAAGAUUCCUGUAAACUUCCGCCAGUAAUUUGGGAUUUUAUUAUUAUUAUUAUUAUUAUUAUUAUUAUUAUUAUUAUUAUUAUUAUUUUGUAUGAAGAAAUGAGGAGAAUUUGGCCAAAUGAAUGAGUGAUUUGUAAAAGUCAUAUUGUUCUAUUUUAUAUUGGUAGGUUAGUAUAUAAUCAAGCACUCUCAAGUUUCAACGUGUUAUGUGAACUGCAGAAGGUAGAUAAUUAAGAUAGGAAAUUCUGCUGAAAGUAAAGAACGAAGAACAAUUUCAAAACUCAGAUUAAAUGAUAAAACCUGCUAUUGGACUAUAAUAAUAUUUUAAAAGCAUCCCCAGUAUCUGUGAUUGACCAUGUGAAAUAAAUUGAACUGCUUGUUGAGUUCCCAGAAGAGCAGGUAAAGCUUGUUUGAAAAGUUUGGUGAAAUUGAUCAAGUGGUGUUUGUAGUAUCAUUGAAAACUAUGGCUAUUCCUGACCCUUUGCCCAACCACUUACCCUUCUUUGCCAAAAAAAAAAGCUUGAUGUCAUGGUUUUGAAAUAUUUUUAAAUGACAGUCAUUGUAUCUGGAACAUGGACAGCACUAGAUUAUUAAAAAAGCAAUGCAAGCCUUCUUUCUGUGUAUAGUGUUUACCUUGCCUUAUAGAAAAAAGGACAUUAUUCCAUGACGUCAAAUGCUUAUUAGCGGCCAAUUGUGAGAGAGAUGCAUGCUGACUUUAUAUCUU